UUCUCUCUCUCUCUUCCCCCUCCAUUCCAGUCCUCCUCUUCCUCCAGAAGGGAAGAAGCUUUGCCACAGACCGUCCCCUUCUCCCCUCUUUUUUCCUUCAGUGGGGUGGCGGAAAAAGGGCUUCAGCAGCAGCAGCAUUAUACCUAAACAGCAACCCCCUUCCCCAAACUUGCCAUCAUGACCCCCCUGGGGGAUGAUGUCUGAGUCCCUGUGGACAGCGCUCUCCAAUUUCUCUAUGCCCGAUUUCCUUGACAGCAGCAUGUUUCGCCGCACAAAAAGCUGCCGAACCAGUAACAGGAAGAGCCUGAUCCUGACAAGUACGUCGCCGACACUGCCCCGGCCUCACUCUCCACUCCCAGGUCAUAUUGGUAGCAGCCCUCUGGACAGCCCUCGGAACUUCUCCCCAAAUACACCAGCCCACUUCUCCUUUGCAUCUUCUCGCAGGGCAGAUGGACGACGUUGGUCUUUGGCUUCCCUGCCCUCCUCUGGAUAUGGAACCAACACUCCCAGCUCCACGGUAUCAUCAUCCUGCUCCUCCCAAGAGCGCCUUCACCAGCUGCCUUAUCAGCCCACUAUGGAUGAGCUGCACUUCCUUUCCAAACAUUUUGGCAGCACUGAAAGCAUCACUGAUGAUGAUGGAGGGCGGCGGUCUCCCGCAGUCCGGCCCCGGUCCCGGAGCCUCAGCCCGGGCCGGUCUCCUUCUUCCCAUGACAAUGAGAUAGUGAUGAUGAACCAUGUUUACAAAGAACGAUUUCCCAAGGCCACAGCGCAAAUGGAAGAGAAGCUGAAAGAUUUCAUCAGGAGCUAUGAACCAGACAGUGUGUUGCCUUUGGCUGACGGGGCACUGAGCUUCAUCCACCACCAGGUCAUUGAGUUGGCCAGAGACUGUUUAACCAAGUCCCAGGAUGGCCUCAUCACCACGGUCUACUUCUAUGAGUUGCAAGAAAACAUGGAGAAGCUCCUGAAAGAUGCCUAUGAACGGUCAGAGAGUGAGGAGGUGACUUUUGUCACUCAACUAGUGAAGAAGCUGCUGAUCAUCAUCUCACGUCCAGCUCGCCUUCUGGAGUGCCUGGAGUUUAAUCCUGAAGAGUUUUACCACCUCUUGGAAGCCGCUGAGGAUCAUGCCAAAGAGGGACACUUAGUGAAGACAGACAUCCCUCGCUACAUCAUCAGCCAGCUGGGACUCACCCGAGACCCCUUCCCAGAUGUGCUGUAUGUGGAGGAGCACGAUAGCGGAGGAUCCAACACACCUGACACAGAGGAAUUUGCCGAGAGUCGUGGGACUACUCCAAAGCCAAAAAAGCCACCAGGAGAAGGAGACUUCGAAACGAUCAAACUAAUAAGCAAUGGGGCAUAUGGAGCUGUGUAUUUGGUACGGCAUAAAGAGACCCGGCAGCGUUUUGCCAUGAAGAAGAUUAACAAGCAGAAUCUCAUCCUGCGCAACCAGAUCCAACAAGCUUUUGUAGAACGUGACAUCCUGACAUUUGCAGAGAAUCCUUUCGUGGUCAGCAUGUUUUGUUCUUUUGAGACCAAGCGCUACCUCUGCAUGGUCAUGGAGUAUGUUGAAGGUGGGGACUGUGCCACAUUGUUGAAGAACAUAGGAGCCCUGCCAGUGGAGAUGGCCCGCAUGUACUUUGCUGAGACUGUCCUGGCCUUGGAGUAUUUGCACAACUAUGGCAUUGUCCACCGUGACCUCAAGCCUGACAACUUACUCAUCACCUCUAUGGGACACAUCAAGUUGACUGACUUUGGUCUCUCCAAGAUGGGGCUGAUGAGCCUUACUACCAAUUUGUACGAAGGCCACAUUGAGAAGGAUGCAAGGGAGUUCCUAGACAAACAGGUUUGUGGGACCCCGGAAUACAUUGCUCCUGAAGUGAUUCUCCGCCAAGGCUACGGGAAGCCAGUGGACUGGUGGGCUAUGGGCAUCAUCCUGUAUGAGUUCCUGGUGGGCUGCGUACCUUUCUUCGGAGACACUCCUGAGGAGCUCUUUGGUCAAGUCAUCACUGAUGACAUCUUGUGGCCAGAAGGGGAGGAAGCACUCCCAGCAGACGCUCAGCAUCUCAUCUCCUGCCUCCUGCAAACAAACCCCCUUCUCCGCCUGGGGGCAGGUGGUGCUUUUGAGGUGAAACAGCAUCCAUUUUUCAAAGAUCUGGACUGGAAUGGGCUUCUGAGGCAGAAAGCAGAGUUCAUCCCCCAUCUAGAAUCUGAAGAAGACACCAGCUACUUUGACACUCGCUCCGAUCGUUACCACCAUAUUAACUCGUACGAUGAUGAGGACACAACUGAAGAUGAACCUGUGGAGAUACGGCAAUUUUCAUCUUGCUCUCCCAGAUUCAGCAAGGUGUACAGCAGCAUGGAGCACCUCUCCCAGCAUGAGCAGAAGACCCCCAGUGUCACCAAGCGGGACCAGAGCAGCAAGCACAAGGAUGAGAAAUUGAGCAAACGGGAAAGCCUGGGCAGUUUCACUCUUCGAGACAAGACCUGGCGUACCAACUCCCCAGAAAUGAAGCGUCUCUCUGCUUCAGAGUCGUCAUAUACCGAGAGUGAUUCGAGCCCCCCACUGGGUGCACGCCGGCGCUUUUCUGCCCUGAUGGACACCAACCGUUUUGCUGUGCCUUUGGAGAGCGAGAGUGAGACCCUUGGCAAGGGGCCCGCAAAGGCUCCGACAGAAAAUGGGCCCACGGGACCCUCGUCCCAGACCGAAAGCAAGGAGAGCAAAGAGGGAGCAACAGGAGAAACUGGAGCAUGCCCUGCCCCUGUGGAGACUGACAUAGGCGAUAAAUCAAAAGCGGGUGAGCUACAGCCCCUAAAGGAGCUUGACCCAUCAGCCCCCAAAGCUACCAAUGACUUGGUGCUACGUCGGGCUCGGCACCAACAGCUCUCAGGGGACUCCACGGCUGAGAAGCGCAGCUCCCGCACAGGGGGCAAGGUCAUCAAAUCUGCCUCAGCUACUGCGCUGUCCGUCAUUAUCCCCACAGUGGAACAGCACAGUAGCUCCCCGCUGGCCAGCCCAAUGUCUCCCCGUUCCCUGUCAUCCAAUCCUUCAUCUCGGGAUUCUUCGCCAUCACGGGACUAUUCCCCAGCUGUAACAAUCCUCCGCUCGCCCAUUACUAUCCAGCGUUCAGGGAAGAAGUAUGGCUUCACGCUGCGUGCUAUCCGGGUGUACAUGGGUGACAGUGAUGUCUAUAGCGUGCACCAUAUUGUCUGGCAUGUGGAGGAAGGCGGACCAGCUCAUGAGGCAGGUUUAUGUGCUGGAGACCUCAUCACUCAUGUCAACGGAGAGCCAGUGCAUGGGCUUGUGCACACUGAGGUUGUGGAGCUCAUCCUGAAGAGUGGAAACAAAGUGAUGGUGACUACUACACCCUUUGAAAACACCUCCAUCCGGAUUGGGCCAGCUCGUAAGAGCAGCUACAAGUCCAAGAUGGCCCGGAGGAACAAACGGAGCACCACCAAAGAUGGCCAGGAGAGUAAGAAGCGAAGCUCCCUCUUCCGCAAGAUCACCAAGCAGUCAAACCUACUGCACACCAGCCGCAGCUUGUCAUCUCUGAACCGCUCACUCUCCUCCAGUGACAGCUUGCCUGGCUCACCCACUCAUGGUUUGAGUGCCCGUUCACCCACCCAGAGCCUGCGCUCCACACCAGAUUCUGCCUACCUAGGUAGCAGACCUGAAGGUGCCUCUUCGCAAAGCAGUUCCCCAGCCUCCAGCACACCCAAUUCGCCAGCCACUUCAUCCCAUCACAUGCGGCCAAGUACACUUCACGGCCUAUCUCCCAAACUACACCGCCAGUAUCGCUCUGCCCGCUGCAAGUCAGCUGGAAAUAUCCCACUCUCACCCCUGGCGCACACACCUUCCCCCACUCAGUCUUCGCCACCACCGUUGCCCGGCCACACUGUGGGCAGCUCCAAUACCACGCAGAGCUUCCCGGCUAAGCUCCACUCUUCGCCGCCUGUGGUCCGGCCCCGACCCAAGAGUGCUGAGCCCCCUCGCUCCCCGCUCCUGAAGCGGGUGCAGUCAGCCGAGAAGCUCGGCUCCCCGCUCAGCUCCGAGAAGAAGGUGGUGGUGAGGAAGCACAGCCUGGAGGUGGUGCAUUCUGAAUAUCGCAAAGACUUCUAUGGCGAGCCGGGUCUCCACAGCCUGGCCGAGUCAGAUGGUGAGAGCCCCAAUGAAUCAGGGACUCCUAAGCCACUGGCCACCCGACGCCUGGGCCGGCAGGAAUCCCCACUUAGUUUUGGGGUAGGAGACGGGGAGGCAGUUUCCACUGAGACCAGCACCAAGACAAGGGGACCAGAAGGUCUGGCUGGGGACUGCCGACGGAGCCAAGCGGUGCAGACAGAGGAGGCAUUUUCAGGAGCAAAUCGAACCCUGGCAAAGGCCCUGAGCCCUGUCCAAGAGCACGAACAAGGGCGGAAGGGCAGUGGGGAGGCAGAGGUGGCCCCACGGGGACCCGUUCCUAUUGUUCUGGAGCCCAAGCAAAGCCAGGAACCCAGCCCCCCAAGGAAACUGGCUAUAGAGCACCCCCAGGACAAGGCUGGCUCACCCAAGGAGAAGUGGAUUCUGGAGGUGGUGGAAGAGCAUACCACCCUGGGAACCUGCGCCAAGACCCCCAGUUGCCUGUGCCCAGAAGGGACCAAGAAUGGACUGAAGCGAAGCUCAGCGGAGGCCAAGGGGAAACGGGGAAAAGAAGAGGUGCCUGUAUUGGGGUCAGGGAGCAAGUGUGCAGGAGACACACCUCGGCCUUCCCCCCCUACACUGGAAAAAAAGGGGGCGGCACACUGAAGGUUUGCCUUUCUCACUGUACUGACCACCAGGACUACUGUCCUAGACCACCACCCUCAUCUUUGCCUUCCAAUCUCAGUGGUGGUUGUGGCAGUGGCAGCUGCAGCGGUAUAGGUAGGCUCCCAAGUUCCUACCCCACUGAAGCUGGAGCGGGCUGGCCCUUCAAGCCCUCUGUAAAUAUGAAGGGCAGAGGCAACAACACUUUCCCUGCUGCCCUGGCCAUCUUCCCUUCCCACACCUACAAAGGGCAUGUCCGGUGGGUUAGGCCAUGUAAAGUAUCUAUACAUAAUUCUCACUAUAUAUAUUAUAUUAUAUUAUUUAUAUAAAUAUAUAUAUACAUAUACAUAUAUAUAUGAGCAAGACUACUCUAUACAUGAAAAGGUUAAAACUGUGAUCACACCCACCCCAAAAUCGAUUCCCAGCACUUCAGGUUCCUCCUUGAAGUGUGUUGGAUUUUUUUAAAAGGGAGGGGGAAUAGAUAUUUAGGAAAAAAGUUAAUAGAAGUGAAAUGCAUAAACCAAGUUAACUUUGAAUGCAGAAGAUUUUGCUGAAAUCACAAAGUGCAAAACAAACAAACAAACAAACCCCAGUUGUGAUCCUUGUUGCAUCUGGAUUGUUGCAUGCAAGGUUUUUGCAUGCAAAAGGGAUGCUCAGCUCUUCAUGCAAAUUUGUCAUUGAUCCGUUGGGAUCAGGAUGUGGCAGUCCAGGGAGGUGACAGGCAAACUCUUGUGGCAUUGCCCGGCUGGUGUCAUGGCAGCUGCAAACAAACAAGCGCCACCCUUCACAAGCAAAGCUGGGCUCCACCCUGCCUUGCUUACAUCACAUGUGGCAAGCAAGCUCAUUUCCCCCCUCUUUGUGUUUAGUGAUUGGAAAAUAUUCAGAAUUCUUCAAUUCCUUAUUUUACUUUUCUGAUUAUAUCCCCUCAAGCGAGCAAUUUCAAUGAUGGGUAUGACUUUCUAGCAAAGGAAAUUGUUCAUGAUUCAUUUCCUGGGAUUGUAACCCUUUCUCAGACUAAACUAGAGCCAGGCUGUGUUCAUGCUCAAAGGGGGAAAAAUUCUACCAGAGGCUGCCUUAACCAACAAAUCAAGAAAAUCAAUGUGGCACGAGAUGAAAGAUGGGUGAAAAGUGGGAUCUGGCCCAAGGAAUACCUAUCAGGGGCAAGCUCAGUUGCCGUGAGGUUUGCACUGGAAGUCUCCCCAAUGCAGUGCAUGCUGUGUCAAGUAGUGAAGGGAUGAUGCCAUGUGGGUUUUCCACUUUCGGCACAGAAACGUUUUGGGUUGAUGCUUGUCCAUACUUUGCAUGCAGGUGGGUUUGAUUAUUGCCAUACACCUCCCAGGUAGGAGCCCCCGGUGGCGCAGUGGGUUAAACCCCUGUGCUGGCAAGACUGAAUGCAGGUCGCAGGUUCAAAUCUGGGAAGAGGCGGAUGAGCUCCCUCUAUCAGCUCCAACUCCUCAUGCGGGGACAUGAGAGAAGCCUCCCACAAGGAUGAUAAAAACAUCAAAUCAUCCAGGCGUCCCCUGGGCAAUGUCCUUGCAGACGGCCAAUUCUCUCAUACCAGAAGCGACUUGCAGGUUCUCAAGUUGCUCCUGACACGACAAAAAAA
This is a messenger RNA of Anolis sagrei ordinatus, 6380 nucleotides long. Lineage: Eukaryota; Metazoa; Chordata; Lepidosauria; Squamata; Anolidae. The record is from RefSeq and is a predicted model, not a curated record.